AUGGAAGCCUACUAUAUGUGGGAGCGUGUCCAUUUAACCGAGGACAUGGGUCGGUCGUGCAGCUCCUGUGACUGUGUCACGUAUUCGUAUUUUUUGAUAUCCGUGUUCCUGUUCACAUUGGGCUCCAUUAUAUCGGUGUUCUCGUUCGGAGCAUUUGAUGACACUGUCUUUGCCAACUUGGGCCAUAUGUGGAUGGUUGGACCGCUAUGCAUCUGUUCAGCCGUUAUGAUUGGUAUUAGGAAUGUAUUGUACUUACGUAGGCGCCGCAUUAUUGACAUGGUAAUCCGCCAGCAGAUAGAGGACAUACGAUCUCAACAGGGGCAGUUGACAGAUACUCAACAACAGUAUUCGUUACCAAUACGCACUGUGAGUGAACUUACCUUGCCCCCGUCUUAUGAACAGUUGAUUGGAAACCACAGCGAAGAGGGGAGUGACCUACCACCACCAUCAUAUGAAGAAGCUAUAGUUAGCAUGUCCAAGGAAUCUACUAAAAGUGAUAAUAUUAUCGUCCUUAAUUAUUCCAUUAAAUGAUCUUGCGAAUAUAUCUUAAUUGUGGAGGUGUGUGAUGGAAAUAAUUACAUUAUCUACAAGAACAUUGUUCCAAAAAACUUAGUUUCUACUUUGAACAUGACAUUUUUCUUGAAAAUAAUGAUUCAAAUUAUACUCAAUCAGCCAAUUGAAAUGUUGGUGUAAAUUAAAAUUGUUUUUUUAAAUUAAAUCUAAAUCGAUAAUACCUACUAAAAAUAAAAUAUAAUCCUCAGUCAUUUGUAAAUAAUUACCUUUUACAUUCAAUAGAUUUUGUUCUUAAUAUUGUCUGUAUGAAUGUAACUUAAUGACAUACUUGUUAUACAAAUAUAUUGGAGACAUGUAUACAUAGGAAAAUUAUCAACAUUUUAUUCAGAAUUAUUUUUGUUUUAUAAAGUUAUUUCAUAAUUUGUUAUCUCAUUCGAGACUUGAGAGAACAGUUUAUUAUUAUUAGGUUUUAAAAGGUCUGAUUUCAAAUUUGUAUUUAAGGAUGAUAUGACUGGUUAUGUAUUAUUAGCAUUUAGAAACUUAAAAAAUGUAAGUUAAAUUGUUAUUUCACUAUUGUAGGUAAAUCAAUACAAUUUGCUAUUUAUCUUGACAUAAGUAAAAUAAUUUAGCUUUAUAAGUAUUAUUGCACAAUG
Molecule: messenger RNA, 1166 nt
Organism: Rhopalosiphum maidis (corn leaf aphid)
Lineage: Eukaryota; Metazoa; Arthropoda; Insecta; Hemiptera; Aphididae
Exons: 2
Coding region: 1-531 (176 amino acids)
Source: RefSeq, a predicted model, not a curated record